Peronospora belbahrii is the source of this 627-nucleotide messenger RNA. NCBI's taxonomy places the organism in Eukaryota, Oomycota, Peronosporomycetes, Peronosporales, Peronosporaceae. The record is from the annotation of a GenBank genome assembly.
AUGUCGGCCGUGGUCGAUGCUGUCUUUGGUUCAUACGAUGUCAAGAAUGCCAAGCAAUGGCGUGAUGAAGAUUUAAUGCACCGUGAGCAACAAAAACAAUGGCGAGAAGACGCAAUUCUUCGUGAUACCGAAUGGCGUCGCGCGGAUCUAAAGCGUGAGAGACGUUUGGCUAAACUCGAGGCAGAGAAACGUCUUGUGGAUGCACAUCUUCAACAGCUACGAACGAUCUUAGAGCUAUCAGCGAUCUUGGGAUUCUUUUCAAUUAUGUUUAUACAAGAGAUCAAGUCCUUGGAGAAUCUCACACGCUUUGUGACACACACGUUAGAAGGUCAAGUACUACGUUUGUCGGAUCUUGAGUUGGAUAUAGUGUCACCAUUUAUUGACUGGUGGGUCACUAAAUGUGAACAAGAGUGGCUACUGGCGUAUCAAUUCUUUCGGACCGGUGCAUCCUUCUUUCUUGUAACGAUUGGAUUAAUCAGUUGGAUUGUAUUUGUCCGCUCCAUGAUUGCAGCUCUUGUUGUCUCUGUGCUCUGCGUCGGUGGAUUAUUGCACUAUAAUUUGUGGAUUGCUAGUAAAUGGAGAUAUCUCGUCACGAGAAGAAGGAGAUUGAGUGUCCCAUUGCCAUGA